UUGCAGAGCUCCACCCUGGUCAACGAUUGGAUGAAUAUGAUCGUGGAGCAGCCGCAUCUGCUCUAUGAAUACCCCCGCCCCAUGUGCCUCAGGGAGGGGCCGGUGAGCCACACCGCUUUGGGCCAGCGCAGGCCUGAAGUGCGUGUGGCCACCUGGGGGUCUGGGGAACCAGGGCCCAUGGGUGCAGGGAGAUGGACUCCUCCACCUGAGCCACACAGGCCCCACCAGCCUCCGACCCGGAAGCCGUUCAGUCCCAACACGCGGAGGUUACAUUUCAACUCGGGGCUCCCCAUAUUUGGCCCGCGGCAAGACCUGGAGCCCAAGGAAGCAGAGCCCAAGGCACCCGCCCAGGGGGCACACCUGGCUCCUCCUGUAACACCCAAAGUCCACCCUGAGGAGCUGGAGGCUCCAGAGCCCGUGCCACCUCCAGCAGCCUCUCCAGCUGCAGCUGUGGAGCCAGGGCCGGCCCCAGACACAACUGAGGCCCCACCAGCGCUGGAAGAAGAACCCUCCCCGGGACCCUUGCCAGUUCCUGCCUCAGAGGAGGAGCUGCCUGUGGAGGCGCCAACUCAAAGGCUGCUUGUUGAGUGCCCUCACCCUGUCAUUUCCGUUUUCUUUAUCAUUCUUAUUUUGUUUUUAUGUUCUCCAUGGUUUACUCUCUUUUUUGGCCUUUUUACUACUUUGGAGGUUUGGGUGAGUUUGGCUUUUAUUAUUUUACUUUUUUCUGUUUUUGUUCUUCAUUUACCCAUUGUAUAA
Messenger RNA from Eptesicus fuscus (big brown bat), 756 nucleotides. RefSeq lists its product as uncharacterized. NCBI's taxonomy places the organism in Eukaryota, Metazoa, Chordata, Mammalia, Chiroptera, Vespertilionidae. Bases 31 to 756 code for a protein of 241 amino acids. The transcript has 2 exons. The record is from RefSeq and is a predicted model, not a curated record.